Messenger RNA from Alternaria rosae, 922 nucleotides. Its product is annotated as maleylacetoacetate isomerase maia. NCBI's taxonomy places the organism in Eukaryota, Fungi, Ascomycota, Dothideomycetes, Pleosporales, Pleosporaceae. Bases 99 to 851 code for a protein of 250 amino acids. Gene Ontology annotation, cellular component: mitochondrion. The transcript has a single exon. Gene Ontology annotation, molecular function: maleylacetoacetate isomerase activity; glutathione transferase activity. Gene Ontology annotation, biological process: L-phenylalanine catabolic process; glutathione metabolic process. The record is from RefSeq and is a predicted model, not a curated record.
CCUAUUUGAGAACCCAAUAUCGAUCUCCUACUCAUCCGAAUCAAGAACAAGAUACAUCACGCACCAAAAGGAAUUCCUUUCCAAACCCCACCCCCACAAUGCCAGAAUCCCGCCGCCAAUCCAUCACACCCACAAUAUCAACAUACCACCUCUACAACCGCACAGGCUCCUCGUGUGCCCGUCGUGUCCGUAUUGCCCUCUCCCUUAAGAAGGUCCCCAACCUCCUUUACCACGACGUGGAGAAAUACACACGCACCUCCAUUGGCACAAAACAGUACCUAGCCAUAAACCCCAGCGGCGCUGUUCCUACUCUGAUUCACGAAAUCACCACCCCAGGCCACUCUACUAAACAACGCUUUGUACUUACGCAAUCAACUGCCAUACUAGAGUAUCUGGACGAGAUGUUUCCGGGGCUAUGUCCGUUGAUGCCGUUGGUAGGUAACAGAGAGGAGAGGGCGAGGAUGAGGGAGCUGGUUGCGGUGGUGACGCAGGAUAUGUUUCCUUUUGCAAAUCGGGGGAAUGGGGUGAAAUUGUGUGAGGUUGCGAAGGCGACGGAGGAGGGGCGGUUGGAGUUUAUCAGAGUGAAAUUGAAUGAGGGGUUUGAUGCCUACGAGGCCAUGUUGGUGAAGUGUGGGGGGCGGUAUAGUGUGGGUGAUGAAUUGAGUAUGGCGGAUGUGUGUCUCGUGCCACAGGUGUUGCAGGCGCAGUUGUGGGGGGUAUUCGUGCUCGGAUGUGAUAGAUGGCCGCUGAUUAAAGCUGUGGUGGGCAGGUUGGCGAGGGUUCAGGCUUUUGCUAAGGAAAUGGGUGAUAUUGCUGUGGAUGAGGAGACUGUCGUGAAACCGCUGCCUUGAUAGCUAUACAGACUGCUAAAGCGUCUCUAUCUUCCUCUGAUAUGCAUAAUAACGCCGUUAAACGCCAGUCC